Colletotrichum karsti is the source of this 2922-nucleotide messenger RNA. Its product is annotated as glucan -beta-glucosidase. The coding region runs from base 1 to 2922 and encodes 973 amino acids. Gene Ontology annotation, biological process: glucan catabolic process. The transcript has 4 exons. Gene Ontology annotation, molecular function: beta-glucosidase activity. Lineage: Eukaryota; Fungi; Ascomycota; Sordariomycetes; Glomerellales; Glomerellaceae. The record is from RefSeq and is a predicted model, not a curated record. Gene Ontology annotation, cellular component: extracellular region; cell surface.
AUGGCUGACACAUCUCCCCCAGAAAACCACCUGCCGUUACCGCAUGGAGACCCGAGUCCAGACCGGAGCCAGCCGGAAUCUUCGUCAGCCAAGACCAGCACUCGCCCGUCCGCUCGCGGCACCGCGUUCUACCAGAGGAAGCGGGCUGUGAAGGCUUGUCAAGUCGGGGCUACCUGCAUCCAGUCGCCUGUGGACCUAUCCAGUUUUGAUCCAGCGAGUCUGAAGAUCCUAGAACGACUCGAUGACUUGGAAGAGCUCAUGAGAUCCGUCUCAGUUGAUGGGUCUUCCAAUAAGACGAGGGUUGUUGAGGUCCCGGUCGAGACUCGCCUGGAAGUACCAGUCGCGGUGGGCCCUCCCAUCGAACUUGGCAUGAUCGUUCCAGCAGGGCCUGAACAUGUCAUGUCUUGGAACAUCUUCCAAAGUGUUCGGACUGCAAUGGCUCAAGAUGACUAUCCCCCGAUAAUCGACCUUGGAAUCAAUUCUCCUGCUUCAGUGCUCGGAGAUCUCGACAUGGAAACAAGACGAGUUAAGCAGCUCAUAGACAACUUCUUCAGCUACGUACACGUCAAGAACCCGAUCUUGGACGAGACAGCAACAAGAAAGAUGGUGUUAUCAACCACCAUGAACGGCAUUGACUGGUCUGCAGAGUCAUGCUUGUCUCUCCUGAUCUUCGCGUUGGGGUCCAUAUCGACGCCGUUCGGCCCGAGUCACGAGACCAUGCCGGGAACUGUUACACACGCCAAAGCUCAGGAGUACUUCCGAGCUGCCCAGAAAAGACUGGGUAUCUUACUAUCAGCAGACGACAUUAUCGCGGCUCAGUGUCUCUUCUUGUCAGGGGUGUACAUGAUGUGCAUUUUCCAACCUGUCAAAGCAUGGAGGUACUUCGUGCAAGCGCUUGCAAACUGUCAGCAACUUCCCUUCCUUACCCCUGAAGCCCAACAACGCUACCAGAACCACGUGGAAUCAGGCGCGGAUUCACAAACUUACUCGAUCGAUACUCUCCAACAAGCAAUCUACUGGUCGUCGUGGAAGUCCGAGCGAGAGAUGCGCGGAGAUCUUUACCUGCCUGAUUUCGCCCUCAGCGAAAAGGAACUCGCCUUCUAUCCACCCUUCUUUCCGACCCCACCUGCUCCGCGGGCAGAGGUCGAGGCGGCCAGCGAUCCGCGUUUGGCACGCGAAAGAACGUCUUGGUACUUCUAUCUUUCCGAGAUAUCGCUCCGCAGACUCGCGUCCCGGAUCAGCGCCGAGAUGGUGGGUCUUCAGAAGGAAUAUCCCGGGCGCCAAGCGUAUCUUUUAGCCGCAGCAGCGGCAACUCAGCAAUACGAAGAGCAGGUAAACGAGUGGAUUGCGUCGCUUCCACUCGGCCUGUCGUUCGGUGAGCCUCCGGAAGAAGACGACUUCAUCGACGGCUCAAGACACCGGGCGCAACUAACCACAACAUCACGCCACCUCGCCAACAUGUCCAACAGCACCCCAAACCCCCCAUGCACGCUGCUGCGUGUCAACGGUACGAAGAUCGUGAAUGAAAAUGGCGAAGAGGUCAUUCUCAAAGGAGCCGCGGUGGGUGGUAUGCUCAAUAUGGAGAACUUCAUCACAGGCUACAGUGGUCACGAGAGUGAACACCGUGAGGCUCUGGCUGAAGUCCUUGGACAGGAGAAGGCCGACUUCUUCUUCUCUCGCCUCCUUCACUACUACUUCACAGAGGCCGAUGCCGCCUUGUUCGCAUCAUUAGGCCUCAACUGCCUGCGGGUGCCCUUCAACUACCGCCACUUCAUUGACGAUGCGAACCCCAGCGUGAUCAAGAAGUCUGGUUUUGAGCUCCUCGACCGUAUCGUCAACUACUGCGCCAAGUACAACAUCUACGUGAUCCUCGACCUUCACGCUGUGCCGGGUGGACAGAACCAGGACUGGCACAGCGAUUCCGGUAUCUCAAGAGCUCUGUUCUGGGAGUUCAAGGACUUCCAGGAUCGGGCUAUUCAGCUCUGGGAGGCCCUCGCUGCUCACUACAAGGGCAACAAGGUCAUCGCCGGCUACAACCCCCUCAACGAGCCGGCCGACCCUAAACACACCCGCCUCAUCAGCUGGUACGAGCGCGCCGAAAAGGCCAUUCGCGCCAUUGACCCCGAUCACAUCCUGUUCCUCGACGGCAACACGUACGCCAUGGACUUCUCCGCAUUUUCGCCCGAGAAAACACUACCAAACAGCGUCUACAGCUGCCACGACUACAGCCUCUACGGCUUCCCACUACCCGAACAAUACGAGGGAAUAGAUUCCCAAAAGCAGAAGCUGCGCGCCAGCCUCAAGCGCAAGGUGGAAUUCAUGCAGAAGGCGCGCGUACCCAUCUGGAACGGCGAAUGGGGCCCCGUCUACCAAGACCCCAGGACGGACUCGAACGCCGCCGCGACCAACGAGAAGCGCUUCGCCCUGCUCAAGGAGCAGCUCAACAUCUACCGCGAGUUCGGCGGCAUCUCCUGGAGCAUCUGGCUGUACAAGGACAUCGGCUACCAGGGCAUGGUCUACGUCGACCCCGAGAGCCCGUACAUGCGUCUCAUCCGGCCCUUCGUCGAGAAGAAGCAGCGCCUCGGCCUCGACUUCUGGGGCUGCGCCGACAAGAGCGGCAUUGACAACGAGGUCUACGCCCCCUUCAUCUCGAAACUCAAGUCGACUCUCCCGGAGCAUCUGCACAAGAAGAAGUACCCCAAGACGUGGACUUUCGACAGGCAAGUCGAGCGGGUUGUCCGUGAGUGUCUGAUGAGCGAAUACCACGGCUGGGAGUUUGCGGAGCUUUUCAAGGGCAAGACGGAGGCAGAGCUUGAGGAGCUUGCGGCCAGCUUCGCGUUGGAGAACUGCGUCAAGCGUAAUCAGUUGAACCAAAUCCUGACAGCAGAUGCCGAGACGGCCAACGGAACGAAUAAAGCAUAG